This is a messenger RNA of Salvia splendens (bonfire salvia), 3938 nucleotides long. RefSeq names its product probable leucine-rich repeat receptor-like protein kinase At1g35710. The transcript has 2 exons. Bases 204 to 3845 code for a protein of 1213 amino acids. Lineage: Eukaryota; Viridiplantae; Streptophyta; Magnoliopsida; Lamiales; Lamiaceae. The record is from RefSeq and is a predicted model, not a curated record. Gene Ontology annotation, biological process: protein phosphorylation. Gene Ontology annotation, molecular function: ATP binding; protein binding; protein kinase activity.
UUUUCAUCAAGAGAUUUGAUACUUUCAUUGAAAAAAUUUAUGUAUUUAUGAUCAGAGUUCAGACUAUGAGCAUAGUCACCUUUACCAUGUACAGUAUCUCUGUAGAAUAGAAGUCUUUUCUCUUCAUUUGUUACAGUGAAACUAAGUGGAAAGUCAUAUAUAGGCAAAUGAAGCAGAAGAGUGCAUAGACAAAAACAUCAGCCAUGAAAACAGCAUACCUUUUCCUUACAUAUCUCUCUCUCCUAACACUGUGUCUGAGUCCUUCAAGAGCAGCCACAGCUGAAGCAGAGGCUUUGAUGAGAUGGAAAUCCAGCCUAUCAUCAUCUGCUUCUCUCGAGUCAUGGUCCCUCAACAACAUCACCAACCACUGCAGAUGGAUCGGUAUUCGCUGCAACAACGGGGGAUCUGUUUCGGGGAUUGAUCUCCCCGGAUUAGACCUUGCAGGGACAUUGGACCUGUUCAAUUUCACUGCAUUGCUGAAUCUCUCCACUUUCAACCUCAAUGGGAAUGCUCUCAACGGCUCCAUACCAGCUGCUAUUGGCAGCCUCUCAAGGCUCACUCUCUUGGACCUCUCCAGCAAUCUGUUUGACGGCGCCAUUCCACCAGAGAUCGGCCGCUUGACAGAGCUUCGAUACCUGAGCUUCUCCAACAACUAUAUGGUUGGAGAAAUCCCAUUUCAGAUUGGCAAUCUGAGGAAGGUUAGCUACUUGGAUUUGGGCUCCAAUUACUUUAAAAAUUCUGAUUGGUCUAGAAUUCUCACUUUCCCUUACCUAACUCACCUUAAUCUUUACUACAAUGAACUCACCUUGGAAUUUCCACACUUCAUAACCACCUGUCUCAACCUUACUUUCCUUGAUUUGUCUCUAAACAACUUCACAGGCCAAAUUCCUGAAUCAUUAUUCACCAAUUUGGUCAAACUUGAAUAUCUUAACCUCAGCACUAAUUCUUUCCAAGGUCCUCUCUCACCAAAUAUCACUAACCUCUCCAUGUUGAAGGGUCUUCGCCUCGCCAACAACUUCUUCUAUGGCAACAUUCUUGAUUCAGUAAGCCUCAUUCCAAGCCUGCAGACUCUGGAGCUGUUCAAUAAUUCGUUUAUAGGAGAAAUCCCUCCUUCUAUAUGCCUAGUCACAAAUCUCCAAACUCUAGAUCUUCGAAUGAACAGCUUCAACUCCUCAAUUCCCCGGGAGCUCGGCCUGUGUAACAAGCUGACCUACUUAGCUUUAGCCCAGAAUUCAUUCUCGGGGCCUUUGCCACCAACCUUAUCAAAUCUGAACAAUUUAACUGAGAUUGGACUGUCUGAUAAUAGCCUGACUGGUGAAAUAUUGCGCCGUUUCAUCAAAAGUUGGACCAAACUAAUCUCACUGCAAAUUCAAGGCAAUGAAUUCAGUGGGGAACUUCCAUCAGAGAUAGGCCUGCUCACAAACCUCAAGUAUCUGUUUCUCUAUAACAACUCUUUUUCAGGCUCAAUCCCACCAGAGAUAGGAAACCUACAAAAUUUGUUGGGGCUGGACCUUUCAACCAAUAACUUUUCAGGUGAAAUACCUCCAACAAUUGGAAAACUCACAAAUCUCCAAAUCAUAAACCUUUUCGCAAACAAUCUGGAUGGAACCAUUCCCCCCAUUGGAGAUCUAAUGUUCCUAGAAACUCUUGAUAUCAGCUCCAACCGAUUGAGCGGGGAGUUGUCUCCAUCCAUAUCGAGCCUAGGCAAUCUCACGACUCUAAAGUUGUUCGGAAACAACCUCUCAGGCCGCCUCCCGCGUGACCUGGGUAAAAACAGUCCCCUUUUGUCCAAUGUUAGCCUUUCAUUCAACAGCUUCUCUGGGGAGCUGCCCUCAGAGUUAUGCAGUGGCUUUAACAUUGUAGAGUUAACAGCCACCGGAAACAGGUUUUCGGGGCCACUUCCAGAGUGCUUGAAGAACUGCUCAGGCUUAAGUAGAGUGCGGCUGGAAGGCAACCAAUUAUCUGGAGACAUUUCAGAGGCUUUUGGAAUCCAUUCACAGUUAGAUUUCCUCUCUCUCAGCAGAAACCAAUUUACUGGCCAACUUACACCAAAGUGGGGACUGUAUCCGCAGCUCACAAACAUUCAGUUAGACCACAACAGAAUAUCCGGAGUGAUCCCGGCUGAGAUGGGGAACCUUACUCAGCUGCGCGUUCUUGCCUUGGAUUCAAACCAAAUCACAGGUGAAAUCCCUGCCGAACUGGGAAUGCUUGGGGAGCUGAUAGCUUUGAAUCUGAGCAACAACGCCUUGAGUGGAGAAAUCCCACAAACUGUUGGCCAAUUGACAAGGCUCCUGCGUCUUGAUUUAUCAGGAAAUAAACUCACAGGAGGCAUCCCAGCGGCGCUUGGGAAGUGCGAAAGAUUGCUGAGCUUGAGCUUGAGAAAUAACUUCAUUUCAGGGAGCAUCCCAUUCCAACUUGGAGGGUUGACGAGCUUACAAGUACUGCUGGAUAUCAGUAAUAAUGCAGUUUCAGGGACGAUACCUUCUUCCUUGGGAAAGCUUACCUCUUUGGAAAUUCUCAACGUGUCUCACAACAAUCUUUCAGGGAGAAUUCCAGCAGAAUUGUCUGGAAUGGUCAGUCUGAUAACGUUUGAUUUCUCCUACAACAAUUUGUCUGGUCCAAUUCCCACUGGUGGUGCUUUUAGGGAAGCACCUGCAGGAGCAUUCGGAGGAAACACUGGUUUGUGUGGAGCUGCACAAGGCUUAACAUCUUGUGAUGAAACCUCACCAACUCGAAAUAGGACAAAGAUUCUUGCUGCUAUCAUUGGUUCAGUUGUUAGCGUAGUCGUUUUGGCAACUACCAUUGCUGUAUGUCUCAUCCUUCGGAGGAAGGCCAAGAAAGAUGACCAAGAAAGCAAGGGCAGUGCCACAUACGAAUAUUCUGAGUCACUCAUUUGGGAGAGAGAUGGGAAACUGACAUUUGGAGAACUUGUGAGGGCAACUGAAGAUUUUGACGAAAAAUACUGCAUUGGAAGAGGAGGAUUUGGAAGCGUCUACAGAGCUGAAUUGGAUGCUGGACAGGUUGUAGCAGUCAAAAGGCUCAACAUAUCAGAUCCAAGUGAUACCCCACCGAUAAAUCGCAAUGCUUUUGAGAAUGAAAUUCGAACACUGACAGAAGUGCGACACAGGAACAUAAUCAAGCUCUAUGGGUAUUGCUCCAAGGAAGGUUCGAUGUACUUGGUUUAUGAGUAUGUCGAGAGAGGUAGCUUGAGGAAUGUUCUGUGUAAUGAUGAGAAAAUCACGGAACUAAGCUGGGCAACGAGGGUGAAGAUUGUUCAAGGAGUGGCACAUGCACUUGCUUACUUGCAUUAUGAUUGCUCCCCUCCCAUUGUACACCGUGAUGUAACAAGCAGCAACAUUUUACUGGAGUUCGACUUGGAGGCAAAACUCUCGGAUUUUGGUACAGCAAAAUUACUGGCCUCGGACUCAUCAAAUUGGACGACAGCAGCUGGCUCUUAUGGUUACAUGGCACCAGAACUAGCACUUACCAUGAAGGUCACGGAGAAAUCAGAUGUAUACAGCUUCGGAGUGGUGGCGUUGGAGGUUAUGAUGGGAAGACAUCCAGGGGAGCUCAUAUCUUCACUAUCAGAAAAAGCAGCAUUGGAUGGUAAUCCAGAACUAUUUCUGAAGGACUUGAUUGAUCAGCGGCUUUCACCUCCAGCUGGAAUAAUGGCAGAGGAAGUGGUUUUUGUAGUAACUACUGCAUUGUCAUGCAUAAGGACCGCCCCAGAGUUGAGGCCAAACAUGCGUUUUGUUGCACAGGAUCUGUCAGCUCAUACACAGGCAUACUUACUAGAGCCUCUAGGAACAAUAAAAGUCAGCAAACUGUCAAGUUACUCAAAAUAGUGGAAAUUAUGUAAUCAAGAACUGUACAUGAAUAAGUUUUUUAAGUGCCACCCAGAUAUCCAGAAGUGUUAAUAGAUUUAUCUUCUGAGUAAA